AUGGAUAUUGAAUGUGUUGUACUUUACACUCAUCAAAAACUAAAGAAAGCAAAAACAUGGCAUGAUGGAGUAUUGAAGAUUUUGACCCCAGGUACUCGAGCGAUCUUGUAUGAUGACAAGAAGACUAAGAUCGACACAGUACAUAUCAAACCUGAUGCCAUUGUGUCUGGAGAACAGCUGGAGAGUGACCGUCAUCUCAUUCUUAUCGAAGAAAUAAAAACUGGUGUUGACAAUGUUAAGGUCCAAUUGCCCAGUGGUCAGAAUGGUGUCAGAGAACAUGUUGUCCAGACUCGUUCGAUUGCACCUACGAAUAAUUCUUCAGUUGGAACAGGACGUCUAUCCAUACGGGCGGGCAUCAAAAGGCGAAAAACGGGGUUUGUUCCACCAAGGAUGAUUAAGCAGCCUAGACUGGAUGUGGAUGAGAGCCGGACAGAUUCCUUUGAGAGUGGUAACAACAAUUCCAUGGUUGGAUCUAAUUCGUCCUUCUUUACAAAUAAGGAAAGUACUCCUGAUACAGUCAGUAUCCUCAAUCUAUACUCCAGGAUAGGUGCUAAAAAAGAUGCUGGGAAUGUACCAGUGUCAUGUAAACAGAGUGUUAGUCCUAUGUACACAUCUUCAUCAAGUUUACAGUCAAACACAGACCCAUUGGUUGCCAGCACAUCUGAUCAGAGGCCAGACUCAAACAAUCGUUCUCUGUUGUUAGACCGGUUUACAUGUGAUGACUCUCCUGGUAGAUCACCACAACGGUCUUCCCCGUGGACAAGUUUUGGUGCUGGCAGACUCAAGGGAAACAGUAAUUCUGCAAGGAAUGAAGAAUGGAGAGCUAAUGAACUUCAUGGAGCUAAACUGAAUCAUAAAAAUGUUGAAAGUCAUUCAAAUAUCUACAACGAAACUUCAAAAUUUUGUGAGAGUGACAAGCUUUUGUGUGAAAAAGACCAGGAAAUUUGUGACAAAAAGGCUUCUGUCGUUGCUAAUUCUGUAUGUACAAAUUUUGAUGACUCACAACAAGUAUCUACUAAGAUCAGUAUCCCUGCGAGUUCAGCACUCAAUCCAGCAAGGAAAAGAAGUGCUUCACAAAUCAUGGCUCUUCUUGGGAAAUCAAGAAAUAAAGAACCAGCACCAGUUAGUGAUGGAGGCCAAAGUGAAAGUCAGUAUACAGUUAUACCACAGGAAAGUUCUGUCAUACCCAUAUGUUCACCUUCACCAUUGGAAUGUCAUACAGAAAACACUUUAAAUAACAGACCUAAUGAACACUCACCUUCUUCACUGGAGUGUCAUGAAAACAUUGCUUGUUAUCCUAGGCCUAAUGAUCUAAGUGGUAAAGGUGUAACUACUUCUGGAAAAGAAUGUUUUGUUCUUAACAAUCCUUCAUUCAUAGAUUAUAAUGAAGUAAUUCAGGAUGACACUAGUGUUAAAACUUUGUAUAAUAGAGAAAUGCAUGACUUCUCCACUGAUUUAAACACAUCCCUGUCAUCAGGUCAUUCUGAGGUUCAGAACAAGCUUAAACAACCAGAGUAUAAAGGGCAACAAAAGGAGUUCAAAGUGCAUGCUGAGCAUUGUCAUAAUGAGGGAGAUAUUUGGGAGAAAGAUAGGAAUUCAGGGAAAGAUACAGAUGCUGAAAAAAAAUCCCAGGAGUGUGUUGUUACUGUAAAAGAAAACUUAAUCGACAAAGCUACAUUUGAACAUUUUCCUGAGACUGAUUUACUUGCACCAGAAAAAACUGAGGAGAGAAAUGUUUCAGAACACACAAUAGAACAGUAUAACUGUGAAAGUGCACCCCCAGAUACUCCAAAUGAGGAAACAGGAAUUAAGACUACUUAUAAAAAGCUGGCAGCAGUGUAUGAUUGCAAGGAAAAAGACCAACUGGACAGCUGUUUAUCACAGGAGGAUUUUGAGGAUGAUAAUGUUGAUGAAGUACAGCCAGGAAGUUUUCUUAUAAGUUUUUCUCCUUUGUCACAAGUGUCCAACAGUGAUGAUGAAGUGGAUGUACAAUAUCCUUCCACCACUGAUGUACAUCUAAAACAAAAAACAGAAGAGGAUGAAGAGUUUCUGAUAAAGCAAGACCAAGUAGUGGACAACAGUCAGAUACAGCAUGACCAAGUUGUGGACAACACUCAGAUACAGCAUGACCAAGUAGUGGACAACAGUCAGAUACAGCAAGACCAAGUAGUGGACAACAGUCAGAUACAGCAUGACCAAGUAGUGGACAACAGUCAGAUACAGCAAGACCAAGUAGUAGACAACAGUCAGAUAAAGCAAGACCAAGUAGUGGACAACAGUCAGAUACAGCAUGACCAAGUAGUGGACAACAGUCAGAUACAGCAUGACCAAGUAGUGGACAACAGUCAGAUACAGCAUGACCAAGUAGUGGACAACAGUCAGAUACAGCAUGACCAAGUAGUGGACAACAGUCAGAUACAGCAUGACCAAGUAGUGGACAACAGUCAGAUACAGCAACACCAGGUAGUGGACAACAGUCAGAUACAGCAUGACCAAGUAGUGGACAACAGUCAGAUACAGCAACACCAAGUAGUGGACAACAGUCAGAUACAGCAAGACCAAGUAGUGGACAACAGUCAGAUACAGCAUGACCAGGUAGUGGACCCUUGUCAGAUACAGCAUGACCAAGUAGUGGACAUUUGUCAGAUACAGCAGUGUCCUGUCACUCGUGAACCAGUUAAUAGCUUAAAUGACCUUAACUUCAGUCCAGAUGUGGUUUCAUUUUCCUCAUUAUCAUCUGCUGAGGACAUAAAGGAGAGCAACUUAAAUGUGAACUCAUGGAAAACUGCACAGAAGGUUCCUGGCAAUGUUAUAGUAACAGACAAUCCAAGGUUAUCCAUAUCGAGCUGUAACUUGACCAAUCAGAAGUUCUGUAAGAUAACUGUACCAGGUCAACAAUCUAUGAGCAAAAACAAUUUGCUGCAAUCCACUGUAAUGAGAGACAUAACUAAUAUAUCUCCAGAAACAACUGUUGGAAAUUCACUUGAAUGGGAUGAUAAAUUAAAACCAUUUAUGGUUAAAGCUACUUCUCAUGACUUCAUACCAAGUGCUGCCUCUGAGCUGAAAUCAGAAGGUAAACCUAAUUUGUUACUAUCCAGAGGAGCUAUCUCUUCACCUAGUCGAAAACUGUCCAUGCUGCAGAGAAGUGAAGACCAAAUGAGUCAAACCGAGUGUGGAGGAAAAACACAUGUAGAAGAGUCCGUUAGUGAUGGUGUAGACAACAUAAGUCCUGAUCUCCUUUAUCCCCUCUCAGAAAACUCCUACAGUAGGAUACAAUCAGACAGUGGGAUGCCAUACAACUGUGACACCAUCAGAACUAUAAAAGAGCAAUGGUCCUUGGCAGGACCUGUGAGAUCUACCCACUAUAAAAAACCAUCAGCUAUUACUGAAAACUGUAACAUGACUGAGGAGCUUUUACCACACCCAUCCCAGCUUCUAAGACGACCCAGUGUGACAUUACAAACAUCUACCAUCACACACGUAGAUCAAGAAAACCCUUUCGAAGGCAGGUUAGACCCAGGAGCGAUAAAUAAUGCAGUUCUGAGAUUUCAGCAGUACAAAGUGAGAGGAAGUGUCAGUGGUAGUGUGGCCAGGAGAACCUCUAAGUCAGGACUAGACUACCAUCACAGAUCACCCUCACUAUCAGUCACAGAAGACCAAAUAGCUAGACAACAUUUGCUCAGCUCCAUGUCUCCUUGUCAGACUCCAGAAAAUACCAGUCUUCUACCAGACCAGGAUGACCACAGUCUGUUCAUAGACUGCAAUGUAGGCAAACCCCAACUUGUUGACAUGGCAACCUUGUGUAAUACACAAGAUAUCAAGAUACCUGAUUCACCAUAUCAACAUGUCCCUACAGCCAGAGAGCCAGAGAGUUACGAAGGGGACAGUGAUAUAACUUAUGUUCCAGACAUAAACUUUGGUAGGAGUAAACAUACUGACAGUAAAAGGUAUACUUCAACUAGGAACCUCUCAUCAAGUCAGUGUUUUAGUGAUGACCCAGUCUCAGAUGUGUCCACCCCAGACUGUGACAUGCAGAAUGUUCCUUCAGAAUCAGUCAGUCUUCUGUGUGAGGCUGAGAGUCCUACCUAUGGCAAUAUGUUCAAGAAGAGGGACAUGAUCGGCUAUGAUCCUGAUAAUAAAAUGAACAAAGAUUGUAAUAAUUUGGAUAAUAUGAUUGUUGAAAAAACUUGUAAAGAAAAAAUAUCCCUGAAGUGUAAACCUUUUGGAGAUUCAUUUACUCAUACCAGCUACACAUCCAGGUAUUUUUCACCUCCUAGUGUGAAGUUCAAAGGUCAAAAGGACUCUCCAGUUGAUGUUGACUCUGUAAGUCACAUGGAAACCUCUACCAUUUUGGAAACAAAAAUUGAAUAUGAAUUGCCAGCUAAUGUGAACUUUGAAGGUCAAACAGACACUGCAAAACAUGUUGAACACUGUUAUUAUAAUGAUUCACAGCUGGACUAUUUGGAUAGGGAAACUAAUGAUAAAAACGUUACCAGAGAACAGUCGGUGAGGGAUGAAUGUUCCCUUGAUAAAGGAGGUGAUUUACAUCUUAGCCUUAGUUCUGUAGGUAGCAGUGACCUUGAGUUAUCCUUUACACUCGCUGAUUAUCACCAGAGUCGGCCUAAACCCCUCGUUGAACUUCCUUGGGAAACUCGACUGUGUAACCAUAGUAAUACAGAGACUGGUGAUCUCAAAUCACAGGGCAAUGAUGAGUUCAUACCAACAAAGACCUAUGAGGACAAUGUUCAACCUGAUUCUAAUGGAUGCAAAAGUUCAAAAUGGGGUAAAUUUGUAACAGAGGAUGAUGAAGAUGAUGAUUUGCUAUUCGAUGAUUCCUUUAAUGAAGAAUAUGAUGCAAAGAAGCUUGGAAAUAGAAUUAACAUUGAAAAUAUUUCACCACAGGUUACAUCUGUAACUGAACCAUUUAAAAUGAUUCCGAAGGAGAAUUCCAGUGAGCUACAGCGGUGUAAUGAUGUUGACAAAAUGUCAGUUUCAAACCAAAGUAGCUCAGAAAAACUUUCACAAUCAGGUCAGAAGCCUUCUGUUGGCAUAGGUCAUUUUCCAUUCACAGAAAUGGGAAGCAGUAUCUCCCAGGAGUUGUUAGAUGAUUUUGACCUGCAGAACACAGAAGACAUUUAUGUGCAUUCAAGGUUUUCAAAACAAAACACUAAAUCUGAUAUAUACAUAGCUCCCUCGUCCAGUACUUCUCUGACACAUGUGACCAAUCUCAAUGUUUUAUAUUCUGGGUCAAGAACUGCAAUCCCAGAGAAUACCUCAACAGAUGUAUCAAAGUUUGUCUUUCAUUCUGGUCAAAGUUCAAUGAAGAAUUUCCAAAGUCACACCUUUACACCUGUAACUGAGAAGGAUGUUUCACCUCCCAGACAGAACUCUAUGAAGAAGUUUAAAUGUCCUGUGCCAAGUGCAGGUCUUGUAACUCAUGUCUUGAAAGGGUCCAAGAGGAACAUCAGUGGAGAAUUACAGUUUGCCUGUAAGGAGGAGGUUGACAGCAAUCCUGUUCCCCUACGUGAGCUCAGCAUUGCUGUGAAAUUCCCAACGAUAGCAACAUAUAAACAGGUUCUCACAGCUGUUCUCAAAGAACACUUGAACAUAAUUCUGUUUGGCCUAGCCCAGCAGUAUCAUCACACUUUGAGAAUGGCAGAUAUCUCCAGCUAUGUUCCUGCUCAGCAUCCAGGUCCUCUGAUGAAUAAGUCAGUCUCCAGGAACCAGGCCAGCUCAAACCCAAACUGUCAGUGUGGUGCACCCGCAAAGAUGAUUCAAGUGAAGAAGCCAGGAAACAACAAGGGGCGUUUCUUCUAUACUUGUAACUCUGCUCGAAACAAACAAUGUAAGUACUUCCAGUGGGUUGAUCAGGCAGGGCAGGGAAAGAACUCUACCUCUGGAAGUAAUAAACUCAAGUUAUGUGAGGCCAGCAGUAUCAACACUUACAUGAGAGGCAACCACCUGAUGUUCUAUUGCGAGUGUGAGCUACUCAAAAAAAUGGACUUCACGUCUCACUUCAAAAAAGAAGUACCGAACUGGGUAAAGAUGAAAUAUGGACAAACAAAUCCGGACAAGAAGAAAUUGUACAUUAAGCUGUCCAAAAAGGAUGCCUCAUCCAUGUAUUCCAAAGAUGACUUUUGGAUCAUAUCUUUGACCUUGAAUUUCCACCCUACUCAAACCUUUCUUGCAAAGAGUGUCUACUUUGGACCUAAUUCAGCAAAUGAAUUAGAAAUAGAACCAUUGGCUGGAUUUUCACCCUCAAACUGGCCAAACAAUGCAUUUUGCCACGCUUUACUGGCUGGGAACAUUGCGUCCGAGUUGUGUUACCUUGGUAACAUUGAGGAAAACCUGAGUCCGAUGUCCCUACCUAUAUUACCGUGGAUACUGGACAGAAGUCCAAACCCAUGUCAUAGAGAAUCAACACAGCAGAGUGGAUUCAAGGCUCCAGUUAGGACAGCCGUCUCAAAAACUAACAUAUUUGCUACAAAAACAUCUACGGUGUGUUUGGAGCAGGGAAGCUCCCUAUUGUCUGUGACUGUAAUGUUUAUCAUGUUUGUAGGUGUGUUUGGAGCAGGGAAGCUCCCUGUUGUCUGUGACUGUGUGUUUGGAGCAGGGAAGUGUUUCCUGUUGUCUGUGACUGUAAUGUUUAUCAUGUUUGUAGGUGUGUUUGGAGCAGGGAAGUGUUUCCUGUUGUCUGUGACUGUAAUGUUUAUCAUGUUUGUAGGUGUGUUUGGAGCAGGGAAGUGUUUCCUGUUGUCUGUGAUCAUUCUGUUUAUCAUGUUUGUAGGUGUGUUUGGAGCAGGGAAGUGUUUCCUGUUGUCUGUGACUGUAAUGUUUAUCCUGUUUGUAGGUGUGUUUGGAGCAGGGAAGAGUUUCCUGUUGUCUGUAACUAUAAUGUCUAUUGUGUUUGUAGGUGUGUUCGGAGCAGGGAAGUGUUUCCUGUUGUCUGUGACUGUAAUGUUUAUCAUGUUUGUAGGUGUGUUUGGAGCAGGGAAGUGUUUCCUGUUGUCUGUUAUCAUUCUGUUUAUCAUGUUUGUAGGUGUGUUUGGAGCAGGGAAGAGUUUCCUGUUGUCUGUGACUGUAAUGUUUAUCAUGUUUGUAGGUGUGUUUGGAGCAGGGAAGCUCCCUGUUGUCUGUGACUGUGUGUUUGGAGCAGGGAAGUGUUUCCUGUUGUCUGUGAUCAUUCUGUUUAUCCUGUUUGUAGGUGUGUUCGGAGCAGGGAAGUGUUUCCUGUUGUCUGUGACUGUAAUGUUUAUCAUGUUUGUAGGUGUGUUUGGAGCAGGGAAGCUCCCUGUUGUCUGUGAUGUGUAUAAUGUUUAUCAUGUUUGUGUGUUUGGAGCAGGGAAGAGUUUCCUGUUGUCUGUGAUUGUACUUUUCCUGGUUAAGCUAUUUGAAGGUGUGUUGUGGUGUGUGUAUCAAGCAUGGGAAGGUUUGACAGUUAACCUGUAUGAGCAGAGACUCCUCGCAUUGAACUUUCAUGGUAUCACCCAUCUUAUCCGAAGCUUGUUGGAUAUUGGGUUUAAAGACUUUGUCCGUGUUGGAAGUAUGAAGAAGAUAUCUAAACCUGUGUUACCCUUCAGUGUCCACGCUACUGGCUCAGAAAAUCAAGAACUGAAAGAUCUACAGGAGAUGCUGAGAAGUGGAGAAUUAACACCUUCUGAAAAACAUAAUGUCCGCCAGAGUAUAGAAAAGCACAGACUCGGAGAAAAUAAAAAGAGACUGAGUAAAGUUCGGGUGGUCGGAGUGACAUGUGCCUCCUGUACAGCCUCCAGCUUGGACCGCUUGACAUUUCCAGUAGUGUUACUUGAUGAGUCUAGUCAGAUGACAGAGCCAGCAUCCAUGUUACCCAUAGCAAAGUUUGGAUGUGAGAAACUCCUAUUGGUGGGAGAUCCAAAGCAACUAGACCCAACUAUUCAGGGAUCAGAAGCAGCCCAUACCAAUGGCUUGGAACAGACCUUGUUUGACAGGCUUAUUAAAGUGGGUCAUGUGCCGACGGUACUGCACACACAAUACCGAUGUCACCCUGUCAUAAGUAACAUCGCCAAUACUCUGUUUUAUGAUGGACAACUCAUUGAUGGUGUCACUUCAUCAGAUAGGCAGCCAUUAGUGUCAGAAGUCCCCACCCUGUGUUUCUAUGAUGUGAGUGGAGGCCAGGAACAGACUGAUGAUGGAGGUAGUUUCUACAAUGAGAAGGAGGCAGUUUUUGUGACAUCUCUUAUCCAGGCACUCCUGAAGCGAGGAGUGGAUCCUGCUAGUAUUGGCGUCAUUACCCUGUACAAGUCUCAAAUGCACAAAAUCAAAACUAGUCUCCUAACCAAUAUUCAAAGUGAUAGCAACAAGGAGAUCAAAGCCACACGGGUGUCUACUGUUGAUGCCUUCCAGGGAGGCGAGCAUGAUGUCAUUAUCCUCUCAUGUGUCCGUACAAAUGGAGUUGGCUUCAUUGACAACCAAAAGAGAACCAAUGUGGCCCUCACAAGAGCUCGUCAUCACUUACUGAUCGUUGGGGAAAAAAGCAAUUUGUCCCGAAACCAGUUAUGGAGUCAGGUUCUUAGACUUUGUGGAGCUCAGCCUGAAGGUAUAUGUGAGGCGGACACCUUCCUUCGACAGCUGAAGGACACAGAUCGGGACCCAUCACAGAAAAGAAUGGGAAGCACACCCUGCAGUCCUCCUAUGUCACUAUCUAGUCAAGAGACAGGCACUGUUUCAUGUUCUUCAGACCCUGAUAAUGAGGAUGAUGUUAUGGGACCAGAGCUAUCUCCCACUAAUCCAAGGGUGUUAGUAAGGAAGAAAUGUCGCUUGAUCAGUGCGGACCUCCUGGAGAGUUCUGAGACCAGUGACUCGGAGGAGGAGCUUCCAAGAUUUUGACCAAUGGACUGCGAAGUUGAUGACAUGGUUGUACCAAAACUUCAUAUUUGAACAUUGAGGUUUGGAUUCAAGUUGCGGAGAUGAGGCGGAGGUCGAACAUCCAGUUUAACCUGCUGAAUACGUAAACGUGCCAAACUGCACUCUGUGAUAUCACGACAUUCUCGUACUUGUAGCACUUUCAAAGUCCGACUGUACUCUGCAAGG
Molecule: messenger RNA, 9069 nt
Organism: Ylistrum balloti
Lineage: Eukaryota; Metazoa; Mollusca; Bivalvia; Pectinida; Pectinidae
Biological process (GO): double-strand break repair
Cellular component (GO): nucleus; site of double-strand break
Molecular function (GO): helicase activity; zinc ion binding
Source: RefSeq, a predicted model, not a curated record